This is a messenger RNA of Drosophila eugracilis, 1588 nucleotides long. RefSeq names its product putative serine protease K12H4.7. The record is from RefSeq and is a predicted model, not a curated record. Lineage: Eukaryota; Metazoa; Arthropoda; Insecta; Diptera; Drosophilidae. Gene Ontology annotation, molecular function: serine-type exopeptidase activity; dipeptidyl-peptidase activity. Gene Ontology annotation, biological process: proteolysis.
UCCAACAAUAUGAAGUAUACCCUAGUAGUACUCGCUUUAUUGGCACCUCUGGCUAUAGCAGCCAGUUUGGGUGAACAGAAACCGGAGGAAAAUGCCUUUGUUAAAUCCUUGAGGGAAUUGCAUCGUGGACCUCCAGUUGAGCCAAUGAAAGCCAGAGCCAAGGUUGAAGAGCGCUGGAUCACCCAAAAGCUGGACAACUUCGAUGAUAGCAACAAUGCCACCUGGCUUGAUCGCAUCUAUAUCAACAAUAAGUACUUCGUUGAUGGCUCUCCCAUCUUCAUCUACUUGGGCGGCGAGUGGGCUAUCGAUCCCAGUGGCAUCACCUCUGGUCUAUGGAAGGAUAUUGCCAAGAAGCACAAUGGUUCCCUACUCUAUACUGAACAUCGUUUCUUUGGCGAGAGCAUCCCAAUAACUCCUCUGUCCACCGAGAACCUGGAAAAGUACCAAAGUGUAGAACAGGCCUUGGCUGAUGUUAUCAACGUGAUUGCAACUUUGAAGAAGGAGGACAAGUACAAGGAUUCCAAGGUUGUAGUAUCUGGGUGCUCUUACUCUGCUACUAUGGCCACCUGGAUCAGGAAGCUCUAUCCCGAAAUCAUCAGGGGCAGCUGGGCCUCAUCGGCUCCGCUCUUGGCCAAGGUUAACUUCAAGGACUACAUGAAGAUUGUUGGAGAGUCAUAUGCUACCCUUGGGGGACAAUAUUGUUACGAUUUGAUCGAUAAUGCCACCGCCUACUACGAGAAUCUUUUUGAUAUUGGAAACGGAACACAGGCCGCCAAGGAACUCAAUCUGUGCUCCAACUUUAACCCUGACGACGAACAGGAUCGUUGGCAGAUCUUCAGCACUAUUGCCAACAUUUUCGCAGGCAUUGCUCAGUACCAAAAACCCGAGAAAUAUGACAUUCCCACAUACUGCUCUAUUUUGCGAGAGUUUAGUGAUGAUGAUUCUGUAGCUUUGUCUAAGUUCAUCAACUGGAAGAUCAAUGAGCACUCUGGAGCUUGUCUUAGCACCACAUUCAAGGGAGCUGUGGACUACUACGAAUGGUCCAAGGAGAACUACGAAGAUAGCGACUUGCCUUGGAUUUUCCAGACCUGCAGCGAGUUUGGAUGGUUCCAGUCUUCGGGCAGCAGUAGCCAACCUUUUGGAUCCACUUUCCCGGCAACUCUGUACGAAGACACUUGCGAGGGAGUCUUUGGCUCCGACUACGACUCGGCUGGCAUUCACUCUAAGAUCCGGGCAACGAACAAAGCAUUUGGAGGUCUGAACGUUAACGCCACCAAUAUCUACUUCGUGCAGGGAGGUCUUGAUGGCUGGAGUGCCGUGGGAGCUGGAGUUGCCCAAGGAGCCACCAUUAUCCCUUAUGCCUCUCAUUGCCCCGACACUGGAUCUAUCAGUGCCACCGAUAGUGCCGAGCUGGUGGCCUCAAAGGAAAAGCUGAUCAAGCUGGUGGCCCAAUGGCUGGAGGACUAAGAUCUCAAUUGAAGAAUUCUUUUUAAUGUUUUUAAAUUAUUUAAUUUUUGUAUUUGUUUUUAUAUGUAUAACUAUUUAAUCGCCAACGUUUGGGCUUAAUAAACCGAAUAUUUAACAUAAA